CAACUGACGAAAUGAGAGAAAGAGACGGCAACAGAGAAAAUAGAACGAAAUUUGGGACGCUUUAUUGAGCGGCUUGAAUAAAUUGCGAAUCCUCGCCAGCGCCCGAAAUGCUGCCGUCCACGGGCCUCUUCAAGGGCUUUCUGUGCCCGUAUUUCGACGGCAAGGAUGCAGAGGCCUGCCGUCGUCCCUUUUGUCACUUCAAACAUGCCCGCAAAGACGAUGUGGAGGCCGCUCCGCCCGCAGAACCCGCCCCCGUGCCCGAGUACAAGCCGGCGCCCAAGCUGCUCUCCCUGCCACUGCCCCAGAUCGCGCUCUGUGCGCCGCGGAAGAAGUCCAACCUGGAGUACCACCCGGAGAAGCCGGCUCUGAACGCCUCGCCGGCAAAGAAGAAACAGGAGGCGGCCGUGGACAAUGCCCCCAAAUAUGUGCCCGGCCAGCCAUCAGCCACAAAUGGAGGAGGCUACGACGAUUGGCAGGCGGUUCUGGAAAAAGAGAUCGACGAGCAGAUGCAGGUGGAGAUCGAGGAACAAAGCCAGGAAAACAAUGACGAGGAAGAGGUGGUCAAAACACAGUCGGAGGAGCAGCCACAGAAAGUCGUUGACUGCCUCAAAAAGGAACACAAGUCGAGCAAGGAGCGGGAAAGGGACAAGGACAAGGAAAGGGAAAAAGUGAGAGACCGUGACAAGGAAAAGAUCAAUAAUAGGGAGAAGGAGAAAGACAUUUCAAAGGACAAAGAGAAGUCGAAAGAAAAAUCCAAAGAAAAGGACAAGGAAAAGGAGAAGGACAAGCGGAAGUCAUCCCAAAACGAAAAGGAUCGUUCCAAGGACCGCCACACCUCCAGCUCAAGUUCCUCCAAGCACAAGUCUUCCAGCUCGUCUUCCAGCAAGAAGUCCUCCAGCAGUGACAGGCAACGGGACGAGAAGAGCUCCAGUAGCAGGCACAAAAGCAGUUCCUCAUCAACCGCCUCGAAGAGUGACCACCACAACUCCAGGUCCUCGAGCUCGCGCUCCAAGUCAAAGAGCAGUUCAUCGUCCAGCAAGAACACCGGCACCUCCAAGAGUGAGCCAGAGGCGGAAAAGGAAACGGAAGCAGCUGCAGCACCGCCAGAACCCAUUGAUUGCCCCGACGAACUGGACUUUGACUUCGAGGUGGACACCUCUGAGGGGGAGAUAGUGCGCCAAUGCGAGAUGAUAUUCGACGAGAUGGAGAAGAAGUUCGCCCAGAUGCACAAGGACGAAUGCGGCGAAGCCAAUCCAGAAAGCUCUCGCAAGCGAAAGGCUCCUUCGCCGGACAUCGACACCUUCACAGAGGCGGCGACAGCGGCUUUGCAGAAGCGGCGGGUGGCCCACGAGAAGGCGGACAGGAUCAAGCCACACGCGGCUGCCUCGGUGGCGGUGCGCAAGCCCAAUCACAUCCGGAAUGCAAUGCAGGCAAUCUUCGACCGGCGGGCGGAACUGAGGCGCCAGGAGAAGUUGCAAGCCGAGGCCGCUGCCGAGCAGCUACGACUGGCCCAGGAGCGAGUGCGCCAAGCGCAGGAGGAGCUCCGUCUGGCCAAGGUCAACUCCAACCUUACGCCCCUCAUCCCGCGAAGCGCUUUGACUCCCCCAGUGCGUUCAGCUCGCAGCAUUGCGCCAGUGGCCAACAUAGUAGCCAUAGCUCGGGCCAAGAAGAAGAUUGAGGAGCUGCAGGCCGAGAAGAAGCCAGCCUUCACGCCUGCCCAAUCCUUUAAGAGCGCCGGUCGGGUGGCCCACAAGCCGACGGCUGCGCUGGACAAAGCUGCGCCGAUGGCCAGCGAGGCCAAUCCAGAAAAGCCCACCGUUCUGGAUCCAAGCAGCUCCAAAAUUUCCUACAACGUGCGCAUACAGUAUUACGAGAUGAUGGUGAAGCACUGCACCAUCAUCUAUCCGCAGCUAGCAGACGCAUGGGAGCGGGCCCAGGUGGAGGAGUUGGCCGUCUUCAAGAAGUGCAACACGCCUGCCAUCUACAAGAACAGCUGCAUGCUGGCGAUUAACAAGCUUCGCAAGGAAGCUAUCGAGGCGGGAAACAGACCAAGUGUGGCCAGCAAGACGGUCUCCCAUGAGAUGAUGCUGGGCGGCAAGCGGGCGCUCACCACCUCCUGGAGCGUAGAGAAAAAGGACAAACUGGGCUCCUUGGGCAAUGGCGAACCUUUCGACGCUUUGGACGCAGAGAAAGCGUACGAAAUGGUCUUCGAUCUGCGCCUAACGGAGGAGCAGUUGGUGGAGAACGGCUAUCCGCGACCGGGCGAGAAGCGGGGAUCAGCAAUAAUACGCGCCUGCCGACCCAACCGCCGGCCCAAUCAGAGCGAACGUUACUGUUCCCGCUGCGGCAAGGUGUUCAGCUUGGAUAUAUACGAGCACAAGGGCUUCGAUAUGUGCAACUAUCAUCCGAAAAGCACGGGCUACCGGCGAGGAUUCACGGACAACCAGCACCGCUGCUGUCAGCAGCCGGCUGGCACUCCGGGCUGCACCUAUGCCAAUUACCACGUAAGCGACUACUACGAUCCGGACAAGCUAACCUGUUUCGUGAAGACGAUCGAGCGGGGUGAGGAGUUGGUGCCCACCAAAAAGGAUAUCUUCGCAUUGGAUUGCGAGAUGUGUUACACGACUCAUGGAAUAGAGCUGACGCGCGUCACUGUGGUGGACAUUAACGGACGCAGCGUGUACGACGCUCUGGUCAAGCCGGAUAAUCAGAUUGUGGACUACAAUACCACCUACUCGGGCAUCACAGAGGCCAUGCUCUCAAAGGAGACGCGCAAUAUACGCGAUGUUCAGGCCGUGCUGAUGUCCAUGUUCCAUGCCAAAACCGUGCUCGUUGGCCACAGUUUGGAGAGCGACCUCAAGGCACUCAAACUCAUACAUGACGUGGUGGUGGACACCUCGGUGCUAUUUCCCCACAAGAUGGGUCCGCCAAAGAAGCGCGCCUUAAAGACACUCUGCAUCGAAAACCUAAAGCGUAUAAUACAAGAGAACGAGGCCGGCCACGACAGUGCCGAAGAUGCGGAGGUGUGCAUUCAGCUCAUCAAAUACUAUCUGCGCAACAAAAUCAGUUAAGCUGCCUUAAUGUACCACCAUCAGCAAUCAGUUCAAAAGCAUUACAUACAUCUGUUAAUUUGUAUAUCAUGCCCAUUAAGAAAUCAAAGCCUUAGCCCCUAACUGACCCAUAUUUUGUAAGCUCAAUCUGUAUUUAUAAAUAAACCAUUAAGCUUUCACAGCGGAAAA
Messenger RNA from Drosophila elegans, 3239 nucleotides. RefSeq names its product RNA exonuclease 1 homolog. NCBI's taxonomy places the organism in Eukaryota, Metazoa, Arthropoda, Insecta, Diptera, Drosophilidae. Gene Ontology annotation, cellular component: nucleus. The record is from RefSeq and is a predicted model, not a curated record. Gene Ontology annotation, molecular function: nucleic acid binding; exonuclease activity. The coding region runs from base 108 to 3071 and encodes 987 amino acids. The transcript has 6 exons.